AUGGAGCCUUCCACCGACGAGCGCCAGCAGGGUUCCCGCGACCUCCCCGUCAUGUUCCGACCACCCGUCAACCGCGCAAUGCGCACCCUCGACCGGUCGUUUUUCCGCAAGACUAUUCCGAUCAGCGCAGCCAAGUUCUUCAAGAACUCAGAGAUCUCGAAGGUGCGCCAGGAGCUUCACAAGGCACGGGAUUUGCUGGCAGGUCCGCGUAUCAACGUUGUGCGCGAUCUGAAGGAGCAGGAUGGGGUGAAGAAAGCGCUUUUGCUGCGGGCGGACUUGAAGGCCGAUGAUAAGACGACUUGGGGUCCGACUGUUACUGCGCUUGUUGAGAAGGGAAACGUUGAUGUGACACCUUAUGACUUGGUUUUGGAUUAUGACUACUGGUCUUACUUUGAGAUCAUUAACGCUAUCUUGCCUGAACAAGAGAUGCAAGAGAUCCCUCAAGGGUUCACUCAGGUGGGGCACGUUGCACACCUCAACCUUCGCGAACAAUUCUUCCCUUAUAAGUAUCUUAUUGCCGAGAUCCUGAGAGAUAAAAACCCUUCCAUUCGUACCGUCAUCAACAAGCUCGAGGAUGUCGGCUCUAAAAGCCAGUUCCGCACAUUCCCAUUCGAGGUCCUUGUCGGCGAGAACGACUUGAACGUCAUCCAGCACGAGCAAGAAUGCGAGUUCCGAUUCGACUACGCCCGUGUGUAUUGGAACAGUCGCCUAGAGACCGAGCACCGCCGGCUUGUUGAGAAGUUCAAGCCGGGUCAGAUGGUCUGCGACGUCAUGGCUGGCGUUGGACCUUUCGCCGUCCCUGCGGGCAAGAAGAAGAUCUUCGUUUGGGGCAAUGACUUGAACCCGCACGGAUACGAGGUGAUGCAGGAUGCGGUCACGCGGAACAAAGUUCAAGACUUUGUGACACCCUUCAACUCAGAUGGUCGGGAUUUCAUCAAGUCCUCGGCCAAGGCUCUAUUGGAAGCCGAACCGGUCACUGUCACUAUCCGGCCCAAGGUCAAGCGCAGCGAUAAGCAGCGUAAGGAUGGAGAGGGCCAGGUGGCGCCCGUGGUCCCAACCGAGGUGUAUACCCGCCCGUCCAUUGUGGACCACUACGUGAUGAACCUGCCCGCGAAUGCCAUUGAAUUUGUCGAUGCUUACCAGGGUGUUUACGCUGGCCACGAGUCGCUUUUUGCUCCCAACACCUCUCAGCUUCUCCCCAUGGUUCACGUCUACUGUUUCUCGGGCCACUCUGCAAACGAGGUGGACGAUCACAUCGAUAUCUGCGAGCGGCUGUCUAAAUACAUUGGGUAUACCAUCACUCACGAGGACCGAGUUGGUGGAGCUGGCAAUGCAGCCAUCGAGUUGGCCAUUCAUAAUGUCCGUCUGGUCAGUCCGAACAAGCAGAUGUUCUGUGCUAGUUUCCGUCUGCCGGCAGAGGUUGCUUUCCGGAAGGUGUAG
Messenger RNA from Penicillium verhagenii, 1440 nucleotides. RefSeq names its product tRNA (guanine) methyltransferase (gene trm5). The record is from RefSeq and is a predicted model, not a curated record. Gene Ontology annotation, biological process: tRNA N1-guanine methylation; mitochondrial tRNA methylation. Bases 1 to 1440 code for a protein of 479 amino acids. Gene Ontology annotation, cellular component: cytoplasm; mitochondrial matrix. The transcript is spliced from 4 exons. Lineage: Eukaryota; Fungi; Ascomycota; Eurotiomycetes; Eurotiales; Aspergillaceae.